Plasmodium vivax (malaria parasite P. vivax) is the source of this 1182-nucleotide messenger RNA. RefSeq lists its product as hypothetical. The transcript has a single exon. Bases 1 to 1182 code for a protein of 393 amino acids. The record is from RefSeq and is a predicted model, not a curated record. Lineage: Eukaryota; Apicomplexa; Aconoidasida; Haemosporida; Plasmodiidae.
AUGACGGACUUCCAGACGGCCUCCGGCUUCCUGGAGGAAAUCAAAAACCUUUGCAGCGAGCUGCUGAACGCAACGGAGGAAGACGUGUUCAACAAGCUGAGCCUCUACGACGAGCUGGAGCAGAAACUUAACAAGCUGCAGCCAAUAAUAACGCGCAUACGGAUUCGUAGGAACGAGCAGGAUGAGUCGAAGAGGACCUAUGGAGUGAAGAUGAUCAAAAGUGUGGACACUCUCCUGGAGAGGUAUGAUCUGCUCUACAGAAUCUACGAGGAGGAACUCACCAUCUUUAAAGAGAACUACGAAAUUGAAAAAAAAAAUAUCGUUGCGAAGAAGUUGCUGCAGGAGCAGCAGCGCAAGGAAUAUGAAGCGCAGCUACUCAACAGGGGGAGGGAAGAAACAAAAAAGGAGCACUUAGCUAUUCAACGGAUAAAUGAGGAAAAAAAAAGGGCCCUACAAAACACACAGGAGGAUCAUGCUCAUCGGAUGAACCGCGUGGAAACGAUAAAGGCGAUCAUUCAGGAGAAGUGCAGCUUCCUCUGUGACGAGAUCGCCGCCGCGUGCGACCGGGGCGCGGCCGUGCAGUACGUGUACGCGCAGUUGGGGAGGCCUCCGGGGGGGGGCAGCCCCGCCAGCCCCGACACCGCCGCUAACCCUGCUACCCCCGCUAACCCCGCCAACUGGCCGCUCCCCCUGGUGGACUGCCUCUACCUGGUGUACAGGCAAAACGAAUUCCAGCCAUUCAAGGAGGCACUCCAAAAUAUCAUCGAGUACCUAACGCACUUGCUCAAAAAUGUAGAUGACGAGCAAAUGAAGCUAAUCAACCUGAUGAACCAGCAGUUCCAAAAGAAUAUACUCUCGAAGAGGGGCACUCUUCUCCUUUUCGUUCUGAUUGGGUACGUGGUGAAGAAGGCGGGGGACGUGGGGCACGUGCUGAAGAAGCUUAACAGGCCAGUGGAUGAGAAAAACAUCUAUAUGUAUUUGGAGGAGCCAGACAUCGCUACUGACUACGAGGGGUGGAAAUCUUGGUACGAUGCUCUCCAAACUGCGCUCGAUGUGCUCUGCUCCUUCUUCCGCUGCGUCAACAAGUACUCCGACGCCCCCACGGACGAGCAGGUGCGCCAGGCCUUUUUGUAUUUGCGCGGGAAGUUUGCCGAGGCCCGCGUGAGAGAGGCCACUGGGUGA